Zootoca vivipara (common lizard) is the source of this 10630-nucleotide messenger RNA. RefSeq names its product transcription factor AP-2 beta (gene TFAP2B). NCBI's taxonomy places the organism in Eukaryota, Metazoa, Chordata, Lepidosauria, Squamata, Lacertidae. Gene Ontology annotation, biological process: anatomical structure development; regulation of transcription by RNA polymerase II; regulation of cell population proliferation. The record is from RefSeq and is a predicted model, not a curated record. Gene Ontology annotation, cellular component: nucleus. Gene Ontology annotation, molecular function: RNA polymerase II transcription regulatory region sequence-specific DNA binding; DNA-binding transcription factor activity, RNA polymerase II-specific.
UUCCUUCUUCGAAUUUUUGUUUUGAUGGAUAGACUCGGAAAUACCUCCAGCGGCUCUCCUGGGUGCUCCGCGUUCCCUUGCAGAUCUCCUUGAUACGUUCCCCUCCCGUUGAUACUGUUAUUCUAUCGCUAUUUUAUUUUUAGCUGUUUCCAGACUUUUUUUCCCCCUCCAGAUGUUAGUCCACACCUAUUCCGCCAUGGACCGCCACGAUGGCGUGCCCAGUCACAGCUCUCGGCUGUCCCAGCUGGGCUCGGUCUCGCAGGGACCCUACUCAAGCGCCCCUCCGCUGUCUCACACCCCGUCCUCGGACUUUCAGCCGCCCUACUUCCCGCCGCCCUACCAGCCGCUUCCCUACCACCAAAGCCAGGACCCUUACUCCCAUGUCAAUGACCCCUACUCCCUGAACCCUCUGCACCAGCCCCAGCAGCACCCUUGGGGGCAGAGGCAGAGGCAAGAGGUGGGCUCGGAGACCGGCUCGCUGCUGCCCCAGCCGCGGGCUUCGCUGCCUCAGCUCUCGGGACUGGACCCCAGGCGGGACUACCACUCGGUCAGGCGGCCAGACGUCCUGCUCCACUCGGCUCACCACGGCCUGGACUCCGGCAUGGGCGACGCGCUUUCUCUCCACGGCAUCGGGCACCCGGGGAUGGAGGACGUCCAGUCAGUAGAAGAUGCCAAUAACAGCGGCAUGAACUUGUUGGACCAGUCUGUCAUCAAAAAAGCCCGAUCCUAUGUAUGUUUACUCGGAAGUAAGUCCCAGUGUGUUCAACGGCGCUUACUCCCAGUUCCAGUUCCUCCAAAAUCUGUAACUUCCCUGAUGAUGAACAAAGACGGCUUCCUUGGCGGCAUGUCUGUGAACACAGGCGAAGUAUUUUGUUCAGUACCUGGGCGGCUCUCUUUGCUCAGCUCAACUUCCAAGUACAAAGUAACUGUUGGAGAAGUUCAAAGGCGCCUCUCACCCCCAGAAUGUUUGAAUGCCUCGCUUCUCGGAGGAGUACUUAGAAGAGCCAAAUCGAAAAACGGGGGCAGAUCGUUGCGAGAGAGGCUAGAAAAAAUCGGCUUGAAUUUGCCAGCCGGCCGGCGCAAAGCGGCAAAUGUCACCUUACUCACCUCCCUGGUGGAAGGAGAAGCUGUACAUUUAGCUCGGGAUUUUGGAUACAUCUGUGAAACUGAGUUCCCAGCCAAAGCUGUUUCUGAGUACCUGAACAGACAGCACACAGACCCUACUGAUCUCCACUCCAGGAAGAAUAUGCUGCUUGCCACAAAGCAACUUUGUAAAGAAUUUACGGAUCUCUUGGCCCAGGACAGGACACCCAUUGGCAAUAGCAGGCCCAGCCCCAUUUUGGAACCUGGCAUUCAGAGCUGCUUGACUCACUUCAGCCUCAUCACUCAUGGCUUUGGGUCCCCAGCCAUAUGCGCUGCCCUGACUGCUCUCCAGAACUACCUGACUGAAGCUCUCAAAGGCAUGGACAAGAUGUUCUUGAACAACAACUCUGCUAACAGGCACACUUCUGGGGAAGGACCAGCUUUGCCCGCUUGGCUUAUGAGCUUCUUCAAAGAGGACUAGAACUCCCUACACAUUUCAUCAGGUACAGAGAUGAAAAUCCACAAUUCUGACACUUUUCUUUUCAAAUCAAAGCCAGUUGUUUUGGAAUUCUGCAGGUGUACUUCUUUAAAGAAGCUCAAAGGGAAUAGAUUAAGCAAGGCAAAGGCAACUGAAUGGGCAAUGUCAUAUUGAUAGGCAAAUGCUAAUUUAUCCAAUAUAUAGAAACGUUUUGGGGAGGGCCAAUAAUAUUUGAUGCACAGAAUAACGCAGGUUUGCUAAGUGUCUUUAGAGGAGAAGGACUGAAGGUAAAGAGGAUUCUUGAGCAUUUCCAGUAGCUUUGUUUAAGGAAAUCUCUUUUCCCCAGGUUAUUAAAUGAGUUUUGCAGUUCUUGGUUUAGAAAAACAACAACAUGUCUUGGGAUGUGGGAAAUCAACCAAGUUCCAAGCAUUUGCAGAAAUUUAAGUGCAUUACACUAUAUUUUAUAAAUGAGAUUUUUAAAAAGCUUUUAUUUCCUUGUUUGGAAUACCUACUAAAGUUAUACUUCAGUGAAAGAAGAUGAAUUUCACCUUGCAUGUUAUCAGCUUGGAAAUACCUUGUUGACUUGAUAAUGGCUAUGGUGUUCCAUGCAUUUUGAAAAAUCAUUUCCCUUUUGUCACAACAGCUUAUGUCUAUACAUAAUUUUGACUUAACAUACUGAAUACAUGCUAGGAGAUGAGAAUAGGAGAAACACAUUACCAUGGCUGUAAAUUCCAUUAUUUUUGGUAGAACUUCAUUCUUCUUAAGCGAACAUUUAUGGAUGGGGUCCAUCAGUUUCACAAGGUAGUGUUUUACAUUUGGAAUUCAGUUUUCAAAAGCAAUUUGGCUCCUUGCAGUUUUGAAUUUUAAAAUAUGAAGGGUUAUUUCUCAGAAUGUAAACUUCAGGAGUACAAGAAGUGACCAGUGCCCCAAUUGAAAUGGCUGCACAUGUCUGUUUCACAUGAUGCAGCCAACUGGAGUUCUGUACGGCAUAUACAUACAGUGAAAUAUGCAUGUAUAGUUGCUUGAAACAUGAAGACGUACAUUCUGAAUUCAUCACCUACUGUGUUCCAAACAGUAUCAUGCACAAUGCAACUGCUGAAUUAUGUACACUGUGUUUUAGAACCGGUCCCUAAGAUCUCUUAUUUUCAACCUUUAUAAACCAUAAUGUACUUGAAAUUAAGCCAAUACUUUCCCAUUGGAUAUUUCUGCCUGCAGUGUGAAGUAAACUGUGUGUUGUUAUUUGUAAUCAGACAUAUUCAGGAGGUGAUUAACUUGGAGUACCUGUAUAUUGGAUGUGAUCAAUUAUCUAGGAAGCAAGUUUAAUCAAAAUCAGUAGAACUUCCAAUGGGCCUUGGUCUAAAUCUAAGGAUUUCAGUUCAGCUGUGAGUGGAGCUUUACACACUGAUCCUAAAUGCACACCUGUACGCAUGUGAAUUUGCAAUAUUGCCAAGUUAUGGUGCUGGUCCUCAAGUUGCUAAUUUUAGAAAGUCACUACAACAAAUUAUGCAAGAGAGACUGGGCAUAGAUAGUACUCUACAGCAGUAUUGGAACCCAGACUGUCAUACAAUUCAUGAAAUGAAUAGAUUAAUCAUAUGAGUUUUAGUUGAUUCAUUGAUGAAACGUUGGCCAAAACAAUUGCUAUGAACCAAGAAGCAUAGUUUUGCUUUUAGAUAGUGGACACCAUCUUAUCAGAUGCAUUUUCUCCUAUUUGAGAGAAAAGCAAGAAUUAAGAUGGCGUCUAAUAUGGUGUAUUGUUUUAAUACUUUCCAAAGAAUCAGGACACUUAAACGUUUAAAAUAUUAUUUGAUUAAAUUCAGGUCACCUAGUUGGAACUACUAUCAGUGGGGCUGUUUUAGUCCAGUAACUUCAGGCACAUCCAACCAAAGUUGGUCCCAUUUCGUUUUUGGGAGAUUCAAGCAUAUGUUUAACUUCUUCCUAUUGAAAUCAAUGGGACUAUAAUGUGCUUAACCUCACCCCAAACCUCACCCUAUACUUUUUUGCUUCCUAUAUUUCUGAAAUCUACAUUCUGUCUGUGUCCAUCUCAAAAGAGGGAGGAAGAAAGUAAAUGCACCUUUAUUUGCAGUUGUUACCCUAAAGGGCACUUUUGAGGAGCUGAAGACAGCUGCGAUAGUAAUUUAUGCUUUUCUGUUCUCAUAUUUGUUAGCUCUGACUCAGUACACUAUCUUGGACAAUUUAUAAAUGUAACAAAAUCACCUUUAUGCACCACAAGAAUAAUUUACUAUGUUUCAGUCCAUUGAUCUGAACAUGCCUUGCACAAGAAAGAACCCAAACUUAAUAUCUUUAAAAAGGCCACCUGAAGAAAUAUUUCAGUGACUAAAAAAAUAAAUAAAUCUAGGAUAACUAUUAACACUGAACUGAGGGAAAUAUUGUGGCACAAAAAGCUGAUAAUCUACAAAGUUAAAUCAGGAGAUGUUUUGUCCUAAAUAGGGGGCAAAUAUCUUUCUAGUUUAUACCGCAGACAUGUUCACCCUCCAAACUUAAACUUGCAAACUUUGUGGACAACAAUGCAAGGAACCCUAUUAUACAGAAGUCUUAGCUCUCUUCAAAACUGUAUCUACCAAUUAUAUUUCUUUCUUUUUGAUAAUCAGCAGCCAAUUGUAGUUAAACUGUCCUUAGGAUGUAGGUGCUGAGGAGGCCAUUGUGGUGACCCCUCUGGAUGCUGUUGGACUACAACUCCCAUUAGUCCUGAUCAUUGGCCAUGUAGAGUAAGGCUGGUUGGUUUAGUAGUCUAGCCACACCUGGGAGGCACCAUGUUGGCUGCUCAUUGGUUACAACACAUCACAAGAUGGACACAAAUCUCAGGGUUCUCCUGCCUCCUUUCAUUUGCCAUUUCCCCCCCUAGUUAAAGCACCUGUGUUUACAAAUUCUUCCUUGGCAUUGGCACUAGAAUGGAGCUUAGAAUCCUAAAAGCAUGGAGCAGUGUCCACAUGCUGAUGGAAAACCAUAGGGCUGGGGUUGCCAGCACGGCACAGACGUGCCCUUAAGAAUAGCCAAUGGCACUCACAAAGUCUCUGAGACCCCUCCUCCACUGACUGUCCUCUUUGUCAUGAGAUGGCAUAGCUUAUUUACAGGCAUCCCCAAACUGCGGCCCUCCAGAUGUUUUGGCCUACAGCUCCCAUGAUCCCUAGCUAACAGGCCCAGUGGUCGGGGAAGAUGGGAAUUGUAGUCCAAAACAUCUGGAGGGCCGCAGUUUGGGGAUGCCUGGCUUAUUACCUCCCCCCCCCUGCCACUUGAAAAGCAUACAGAGGAAGGAGGAUGUUGGAAGAGCCUUAGCUUUUUCCUAUUUCUGUUUCAGCUCCAUGUGCUUCUUAAGCCUCAGGUCAACAUGUGAACAAAAAGCCAAGCAACCAAGAAGGCAGGAGGGAAAGGAGAGCCAUCUAGGAGACGGGGGGGGGGGCAGGAAAGCAGAAUAGCCAGAGGGGAUAAAGGGUGCACCACAGGAGCUGGGAGGGAAAAUGCCACAGCAUAAAAGCAUGGACCCUAGGCAUGGAUACUCAUAUUUUUACACCUUUCAGAAUGUGUCCACAGCUGUGUUCUGUGAUUUGGGUGUGUUUGUUGGCAUCCUGUGUAAAAACUGUGAAGAUCUGUGCCUUUGAUGUUUUUGUAGUGCUGGAACGUACUGGAUCUGUAUUUUUUUUUUUAACUGUGUAGUCUACCACUGUAAGCUUUCACUUCUUGACUGUGCUUUUUGUUGGGAGGGGGUAUGCAGGGUAAAUUCAUGGAAAUUCAAGAGGCUCUUUAAAAAUUCUGCUGGAACCAACUUUAACUCCGACCUGGAGAGACUGAGCCAGGGAGGGAAGGAGAGAAGCAGCCACAGAGGAUGUUGCUUGCAGAAUUCCCUCAAAAUCCCCCAUGUGCCUGUGGACCCAAAAAGCUUGGUGAUGCCUGCCCAUAGGGACAUAUACCAAUUCUAAGCAUUGUUCCAUUUAACUCACUACUGUCUACAGCAGCUUUCCCAAAACUGGUGCCCUCCAGCUGUUGUUGAACUAUAAUUCACACCAGUCCUCAUCGUCAGCCAUACUGGCUGGGGCUGGAGAGUGGACUCCCACAUCAUUUGAAGGAUACUAAACCACAGAUGUUAAACCACAGAGUCUAGGGCUUGCUGAUCAGAAGGUCGGCGGUUUGAAUCCCUGCAAUGGGGUGAGCUCCCGUUGCUCGGUCCCAGCUCCUGCCCACCUAGCAGUUCGAAAGCACAUCAAAGUGCAAGUAGAUAAAUAGGCGGGAAGGUGUUUCCGUGUGCUGCUCUGGUUCGCCAGAAGCAGCUUUGUCAUGCUGGCCACAUGACCCGGAAGCUGCCCGUGGACAAACGCCGGCUCCCUCGGCCUAUACAGCGAGGUGAGCGCCGCAACCCCAGAGUCGGACAUGACUGGACCUGAUGGUCAGGGGCCCCUUACCUUUAGGUGUGGCAAUACUGAACUGUAUGGACUGGCAAUCGCCAGGGUUUCAGACAAGAUUCUUUCCCAGCCUGCACUACCAGUGAGCUACAUCUCUUCCCUACACUUUAUGGCCUGGUAGUUUUAUUCCUUAUUUCCCAAGUGUGCACUCAGUUGUUUCUGCUGCUAAAAGCUGAUAAUCUGACUCCUCUUUCUCUAAAGCAGGCACCCCCAAACUGUGGCCCUCCAGAUGUUUUGGCCUACAACUCCCAUGAUCCCUAGCUAACAGGACCAGUGGUCGGGGAAGAUGGGAAUUGUAGUCCAAAACAUCUGGAGGGCCGGAGUUUGGGGAUGCCUGCUCUAAAGGUUAUGUAUGUUGUUUUUCCUCAAAGAAACCAUAUUUAUACAGUUUCAUAGAUACCUUGAGUCUACGUGGAGAGUCUAUAUAGUACCAGAAUUUUAAAGGGUCACAUUAUAUAUACACCCUGGCUAUAAGGCCUUGCUUGCUGUUGCAGCAGCAUUUUAAAGUACCCUAAUGAUCGUCUACAUAGCUGGGGGUAAAUGGCUGCCACCUUAGUCAUUCAUGCAUAAAUUUCAUUGGUCUAAAUGAGAUUUAUUCAUGGAAUGAUAACUCUUGGUACUUUAAAAAGAAAAACACAAAAAACCCCAUGAAGUGAAUUAAACAUCUCAAGUCUCUGCAAACAACAUGGCAUCUAAGCACAGCCUUUACAGUUCCGCUGACCACCUAAAAGGAUUUAUCAUAGCACCACCAAUUCUUGGGUCUUGCUUCCUACAUUUCAAGGGAUGUUGCUAAACCAUUCAUUUGGGUACCUCCAUUAAUUGCAUUUAUGGCAUCUAGUGGUGGUGGAGGAGGAGCAUAAGAAGUUGCCUCUUCCAUUAUCAUCCAGGCAGCUGGAAAAAACCUGAACAUUUUCAUUUUAGAGUGGAGAACCUAACUUUGAUUGCCACCAACGUCCACCAAAACAUGAAGUUCUAGACAGGGAUGCCAACUGAGCAGAAACCUUCAAAAAAAAACACUACUCUGGCCUGCUUGUGAACCCUUAAUAGCCACCUGGUAUGCAGGAGUGAGUAGAAGUGUGAGAAGAUGAAACAUAUUGCUUAUUAAUUCUCACAUAUUAAGUUGCUACUAAAGGCACAAGUACCAGGGCUGGUACAAAAGCUGGCAACCCUAGUCACAGAUAAUGAUUUCUACAAGCAAUGGGAUUAAAAGCUAUGACACACACACACACACACACACACACACACUGUGGGGAUGGCUGGUAGUAGCAGAUAGCCACUGAUAACCUUGCUGAAUUUGUAUACAACCUUUUUAAUGGCAGAGCUCUUGUGCCUGUUGCAUAAUGGAAAUCCAGAAUGUGAAGUUUUCCCUUUGCUGCAGCUGCCUGCUGUGGAUACUUCACCUGCUCAAUUUCUACCUUCCUCUAUCAUUAAUGGGGCUAUUAAAGGAAGGGGUGGGGAGAGCUGACGAUAUAAUCCUCUUAUAAAUUUUCAUGUUUAUUCAGGGCCUGUAGACACCUAUGUUUCUCAUGAAGUGUACCCCUAAGAAACAGGUUUUGCCCCUCACUGGAGAGUCAGAGUUAAUCUCAGUGUCAAAAAUGAUUUUAUUGUUGAGUAACAGGUGAAAUGGCUCUUAGUUUCCAAAACUUGAAAGUGCUGCAUAACUAUUAGCUGUCCAAUCUUAUACAUGUCUACUAAGAAGUAAGUUGCACUGAGCUAAAUGGGACUUGAUUCCCGGUUACGUAUGUAUAGGAUUGCAGCUGAAAAUACCAUGAAUUUCCAACAUCCUUUUUACACUCUCCCCACCACAACUUCUUGUACACAAUUUCCACUUUCCCAUCUUCAUUUCAUUUCCCUCUGACUUCCCUAUUCAUUCCAUCUCCUCUGAAACAUAUGCUAUUUUAGGCUUAUGCUCCAUGCAUUUGACAAAGUGAAAUUUAGCCCAUGAAAGCUCAUGCCAUUAGAAGAAAGUUAGCCUUGCCGCAAGAUCCUUCAUUGUUUUUGCAAUUCAGUAGAGGACACUGUUGCUAUCACUGCUGGGAAAAGUUGUGUUGGUUAGGUUUUUGCCAGUUAUACAACUGUUAAAGGUACAAAGACUCCAUACUAUGGGAAGAACCCUAGUGAUCAAGAUUGCCCUGCUAUCAUAUUGGAAGCAAAUGGAUAAAUUGUGCCUUUUUAAACAAUGAGAAAUAAGGUUGUACUGUUACUUUUCCAUCCAGUCCUAAACACCUUUCAUUUGGGAGGGAUUUGGUUUAAAUAAAAAAUCAUUUCAAGGCUAUGCAUUUAGGAUCAUGGUGUGCUCAUGGACAAUACUGCAAUGAUCCUGAUCUUACUAAUCAAUCUACCUGUUAUAUUAUAUGCAGCCAGCGUGAUUUCUUACCCCCCCCCAAACUUUAAAAAGAGAGAAAGAAAAGGGAAAUCAGUAAUCUUAUGGGGAGGGGGUGAAUAGAAAGGGACUGUUUAACCCUUUGCUCUCGUGACAAUUUUCCAUUCAAAAUUGCCCCACUCAAGUGUCUCUCCAAUGUUAAUUUGGUACUGUAGUAUCCAUUCUUCACUAGGGAAAUAAGUCAGAGAGGUAAUUGCUUGCCCCAAGGCCAGGCACUGAAUCCUGACUGAGAAGGAAGUUGAACUUGCACCUCUCACCUUUUCUGCUUUCCAGCUCAGCCCUUUUCUCCUGCUCUUCUUGGCACCUUCCAUUAAUACAUCUCUCUAGUGCCAUCUUUGCCAAUCUGGUGUUCUCCAGAUGUUUUGAACUACAGAUCUGGGCCACCAUAGCCUGGGGCAGAUGGAAGCCGUAGCCUGAAUCAUCUGGAGGGCACCAGGUUGGUGAAGGGUGCUCUAGGAGGAGAGGCCUUGGAAAUAGUUAUUGGAGAAGCAAAGAACUCUUGAAGGAGAAGUGCAUGUGCCCUUGGCAAUGCCAUUUGCCCAUUUAGGAACAGAAACAAGAACAACCAAGUUCCAGGGUCCAUUAAACUUUCCGUUUUGCUAGAUUAUCCGUUAGGCUGCAGCCUUCUGCUUGCUUUCCCUGGGAGUGAUCUACUUGCAUUUAACUGAGUAGGAUUUACUUCUGGCUAGGCAUGUAUACACUUAGAUUAUUAGUUCACAGAGCACCAGUUCAGGGCUGAGCAUUACCAAUCCUAUGUAGGGUUGCUAAGUGACUUCCUCUCUUAGGAGUGUGCAGGAUUGCAGCUAAACAUCUGAAUAAACACACUUUUAGUUGAUUGCCUAAGGUGCUUUCUUGACUGUUUGGCCAACCUCCACCGCCAGCCUCCCUCUGAGAACAAUGUAGGCCUCCCUAUGUCUCUAAUCAAAUGCAAUUUUUCUCUUCUGAGUCAGGAUGAAAAUAAUUUCUAUUCCUCUUUUUUGGAGGAAGGGAUGUUCUUAAAAACCCGUCUUGUUGAAUCAAUGCAUGUACAUAGUUUGUUUGGGGAUUUAUUAUUUUUCUUUUUCUUUUGAGGCCAUCAGCACUGAAUACCCUUUUCUGAAGGACAGCUCUGAUUAAAUUCAAUCUUCUACUCUUAACGUUUCAAUAUAUGCAAUUAAUGAAUUAAUGUUUUAAUUGCACUGAUGAAUGUUCUUGGCCAUGUUUAUAAAAUAUUCUUUCUCCUGGUUGACGUUUAUUCCAAUAUUAUAUCAUGCUCCUGUGUUGUUGUUUUUUUAAAAAAAGUUUAAAACAAUCAUGUGACUUAGAGAACUGCAGAUGGCUAAAGUCAACCUUCAUAGUGUAACCCUUUGUGUGCCAGCGUGUCUAUCACCACUCUAUUAAGCUCAUUUAUGUGACAGUAAAUCACGUUGCGUUCAAUGGGUUGCAUUGCACGUUCCAGCAAUGAGUUUUAGGAAGCAAGGUUUGAAGCUGAUAUUAUAAGACAGAUAUACUGAAUAUAGGAGUGUGAAAUCUACAGUCUCUCCUUUCUAUGCCAAAAUCGAGUCCUUUAUUUAAAUCAAAGCAAAACCAACAUCUACUCUUCUUGAAUAGUCUUUCCAUAAAAAUGAAAAAAAUGUCAUCGGUUUUAGCGAUUCUCAGAAAAGAAGGGGGGCAAACGCGGAGAGGCAUUCAAUGAUGAGUUUGUAUAUAUUUAUUUAUGCUUAAUUUAACGGGAUUGUGUAAAUAUGGCGAGCAAGUAGUUUUGGGGUUAUUUAUCUGUGACUAUACCUCUGUGAAUGGGUGGGGAAUUUAAACCAAGAAGAAGAAAAACGAUCAAAAAGACAAAAAAAAAGUUUACAAACGCUUGACUCUAGAUAGUACCCAAUCUGAUCUUUUUUCUGUUCUUUAUAGACAAGCUGUUAUGGUAAUGGGUAGAAAUUGGUUUCUUGUCCAGUGAUGACCUGAUUUACAUAAAUAAUAAUACGAAUUUAAAAAAGAGAUUGUUGUGUUUUGUUGUACUUUCCUCUUCAGAUAUUUUUUCCCUUUUAAAAAAAAAACUAUGUUGGUGCUGCUUCAAUUCUGAAGAUGGAUAUAUAUACUUUCCGCAGCCAAGACAAAAUCUUUUCUUUCCCAAUCUGGACUUUGGGAAAUUCAGGACCCGGUUCUACAGUGGAAAGAAAUAAACGUUGCUUCUCAGAAGUGCUGCCCCGUUGACUGUGUCUGAUUCCUCUCCCAAGUCGCCUGCGACCCUCUGCCGCUGCCCCCCGGCUGCCCUCCUCCCGCCUCGCCCCA